This is a messenger RNA of Monoraphidium neglectum, 1485 nucleotides long. RefSeq lists its product as hypothetical. The transcript is spliced from 5 exons. Bases 1 to 1485 code for a protein of 494 amino acids. Gene Ontology annotation, molecular function: sterol binding. NCBI's taxonomy places the organism in Eukaryota, Viridiplantae, Chlorophyta, Chlorophyceae, Sphaeropleales, Selenastraceae. Gene Ontology annotation, cellular component: intracellular membrane-bounded organelle; membrane; cytosol. The record is from RefSeq and is a predicted model, not a curated record.
AUGUGGAACCUCGUGGGCGACCUCGCGGGUGCCGUGACAUCUGCGGCGGGUGCUGUCACAUCUGGGCUCACUGGCCGCGUCUGGGACGACGGCGAGGGCAAUGUGGACGAGCUCAACAAAUCUAUGGCAGGCGCAGACCUCAACAAGGGGCCGACAGGCGAGGCUCACCCGGACGAGAAGGCAAUCCAGGAGGCUAAGAGCAGUAUGUUCAACAUGGCGACAGUGCGUGAGUACGUUGGCGCGGAUGUGCUGAGCCUAUUGUCCGUGCCGGUGUUCAUCAUGGAGCCAAUGAGCAUGUUGCAGAAGAUGGGCGAAGUGCUGGAGUAUGCUGAGCUGCUGGAUGCGGCGGACGCGGCCGCCGACCCCUUGGAGCGCAUGGCGCUUGUUGCCACUUUCCUUGUGGCGCCUUUUGGCGCCGCCGAGCGCGCAUGGAAGCCCUUCAACCCAAUGCUGGGGGAGACCUUUGAGCUGGAGGGACUGGGCAAGGACAAGGACGGCCGGUUUUUCGCAGAGCAGGUCACCGCGUCCCCUCCAGUGGGCGUCGCGCACAGCGAGAGCCCACGGUGGCAGUAUGACAUCGUGAGCGCCCCCAAGACGCGCUUCCUGGGCAACUACCUGGAGGUGUUCCCCAACGGCCGCACGCGCAUCAAGCUGCUAGGCAGUGGCGAGACCUACACCCACGUGCCGCCCAACGUCAAGGUGCACAACCUCGUGCUGGGCCGCACCUGGAUCGACGCCGAGGGCGAGUUUUACGUGUACUGCCCCGAGAGCGGCGUGAAGUGCGUGCUGAACUUCACUCCCUGCGGGUGGUUCAACGCGGGGCGGUACGAGUUCGCGGGCCACGUCAUCGACAAGGGCGGCGUCAAGCGCCUGCACCUCAGCGGGCUCUGGUCCAGCCACCUGGACGCGGCGGAGUGCGGCCCAGACGGCGAGCUGCUCCCUGACGCUCCGCGCCGGCGGCUCUGGACGUGCCGUCCCAAGCCCGAGGACGACUACUACGGCAUGACCCACUUUGCGCGCCAACUCAACACUUGCGCCGACCUGCGCCUGCCGCCGCUCCCUAGCGACAGCCGGCGGCGGCCUGACCGCGAGGCGCUCGCGGGGCGCCACCUGCCGCGCGCCGCCGCUGAGAAGGGGCGCCUGGAAGCUGCGGGGCAUGCGGACGCCGCGCGCCGGGAGGAGGUCGGCUCGCAGUGGGCACCGCGGUGGUUUGAGCCCGAGGAGGGCGCGCAGCUGCUCCCAGGGGAGCUGGACACAGACUGCGUCCCCGCCUGGCGCUGGAAGGCCGGCGGAUUCGAGCGGUUGGACGGGCUGCUGGAGGCGGGCGCUGACGAGGCGUCGGCAAAGCUGCAGCAGGAGGCCGGCGCCGACGGGCAGGCGGUGCCCGAUGCGGCGGUGUGCGGCCGAGGCUUUGCGCCGUGGGAGUUCCCUGAGCUGCACGCGCACUUGCAGCAGCACGAGGACGCUUCCGCACAUGUGCAGUGA